GCACCAACCAUUACGGGUAGUUUAUAUACACAUUUUAUUCACUGAAAAAGAGAAGGAGGAUUUAAAUAAAAAUAAGGCACUAAAAGAUGGGAUAUUUACCUGUGCUUAGAUGGGGAAACGAAGUAAAAUCACCUGGCUAUUGAGAGCGGCGUCUGGCAUUUGGCACACCUAGCAACCCUGGUCGCGACGUAUACCUUUUAUGUGUAAAAAAGUGAAGAAUUCGCUUGGUGGGCGGACGAAACGUCCGAAUUUACCGAAGAAUCUCAAUAUCCAAUAAUAGAAAAACAGCAUUUACUCGUGCACAAACUGAAAAUCCGUGGAAAACCCAAAGUGACAGUGAUUUUCCUUUACUAUACGAUCCCAAAAACCACAUUAAAAGCAACUUCCGCAGACGUCAGCAAGUGCCAUAUAAAAGAAAUAUAUGAAAUAAACAAAUAACAGGGACAAUUCUAUAAACAAAACCAAAAAGGAAGUAAACAUUAGAGCGCAAGGAAAUAGGAGCGGCAGCGAGUGCCGUUGUCAUGCAUUUUGUCACACAGCAGCGGGCACAACAGCAGCACCACCAGCAGCAGCACAAAUCCACCUCCUCGUCGAGUUCCUCGCUGGCCUCAAGCUCCUCGUGCUCCGGAUCUGGAUCGGGAUCAGGAUCGGGAUCGGGAUCGGGAUCGGGAUCGGGAUCAGGAUUCCGCUUUGUGACCCUGCGCAAGUCCGCAAGCCAGGGUGCUCUGCCCAAGUCCUUGGCCACCGCCCACAGCCUCUUCCAUCGCCAUUCGUCCUCGCACGGCAAGCACAAACGCACCGCCAGCUUAAAUGUGACGCCCAUGAUUAAAGAUAGUGAUAUAUACAACCCAACAACAUCAAGUGUAACCAUAACCGCUACGACUGCCGAAAGUUCGCGCAGUAGUAGGCCCCCUGCCAAUGCCAACAUGAUACCCGAGACCACCCAGCCCGAACAGCUCCAGUCACAGUCACAGAUACAGACACAAUCCCAGCUCCAGUCACAGCUCCAGUCACAGCUUCAGUCACAGUCACAAUCGCCGUCACAGUGCCAGCAGACGGAGGAUAAUCCAGAGAAUCCCCAGCAGCAAUCGCAGCCGGAGGAGGAGGAGGAGCAGGCGGAGCCGGUAGCUGGUAGCAAUGGUGGCGACAGGCGCGAUUCGAUCACCGAGGAGAUCACGAUCACUAGCACCACAAACAGUAGUUUGAGCAACAAACUCUUGACUAUACAGGAAGCUGCCGGCAGUCUUGAGCAGAGCAGCAUCUCCAUAUCGACGUCCUCCAAACAGAACGCUUCCACAACAGUUGGCGGCGUUUCGCCACCAGCCGGAGCUCCAGGUGCCAAUGAGUCCACCGGCAGCAACCUUAGUUUAAACCAGGCCGCCACUUCCACUAGUCCUGGCUGCAGCAAUCCAGUUGCGCCAGGGGCCACGCCCAGCAUAAAUAUUGUGUCCGGCGAGACCAGUCGGGAUCAGUCGGGAACACAGCAGUCGCAGAGCGUCGACUCCAACGGAUAUACUGCUCCUGGCAGCUGCGGCACGGAAAGUCCCGCCAGCCGAAAGAACUCCACCGGCUCCAAGGGCAAGGCCAGCCAGGCGAAGCUAUCCACAUCCAGCAGCGGACGCGAUGAGCAGGACAUCUCGCACCACCGGCUGAGCGAUCUCACCCCGCACGAGCUGAGUCUGCUGCGCGUCGACCGGGAGCAACAGGUGACCAGCAGCAGCUCCACAUCCAACGAGAAGCCGGCCAAGCCGUCGCGGCUCUCGGAGCGGGCCAAGAAGAAGUCCUGGUACAACGUCAUCUAUCCCAACUACAAGUCGCGGGCCGAGGACUUCAAGAAGCUCUUCAAGGACGUGCCCAACGAUGAGCGCCUGAUUGUGGACUACUCGUGUGCCCUGCAACGCGACAUUCUGGUCCAGGGCCGUCUGUAUGUGUCACAGAACUACGUCUGCUUCCAUGCGAACAUCUUCAGCUGGGAGACCUACGUGAGCAUCAAGUGGAAGGAUGUGACGGCCAUAGCCAAGGAGAAGACAGCCCUCGUGAUACCCAAUGCCAUUUCGAUAAGCAGCGGCAAGGACAAGUACUUCUUUGCCACGUUCACCUCGCGCGACAAGAGCUUCUUGAUGCUCUUUCGCGUCUGGCAGAACACGCUGAUGAACAAGCAGUUCUCGCCGCAGGAGAUUUGGAAGCAUGUGCACACCUGCUACGGUGAGGAGCUGGGCCUGACCACCGACGACGAGGACUACAUCGAUCCCACGCUGGACAACGACAACGAGACGGACUUUGACUUCCAGACGGCCAUCGAUGAGGAUAGCCAGUCGCAGCGCCAGUCGCAGCAGUCCAACCAGUCCAACCAGUCCACCCAGUCGAAUCCCCAGCUGCCCCAGAGCGGCAACAGCAGCGCCAGCAGCGGCGGCGGAAUCCGAGCCUCUGCUCCACGCAAGUCCAAGACGAAAUACUUCUUCAACUCCUCCAAAUCCUCGGCCAACGCUUCGGCCAGCGGAUCGGAUAACAACAAGACCCGUGAGAGCUCGCGCAAGCUGAACAAGAAGAUGAAGCAGAAUGCCAAGGAGCUGAUCCUCAGCUCCGUGAAGCCCACGGAACUUUCGGUGAGCGUCACCAUGGGCGCUCCCAAUGCCAGCAGCAGCAGCACUGCCGGCUCCACCACGGCUUCCUCCUCCACCAUAGCCAACCUCACGGGCUCUGGCUCCGGAUCGGGAUCGCUAUCCGGUUCGAAUACGGCCGCAGCUAGUGGUAGUGGCAGUGAAAAGAAGAUCGCUGAGAAGAGGAUCAGCACGGCUUCGAACUCGGCUGCCAUUGCAGCAGCGGCACCCUCUGCAUCCAUGGCCACUGCCACCUCAUCCGGGGCUCCAGCCACGGAAUCCAAGCUGGAGACCAAACGCAAAUUGGGAAAACUUCAUCGCCAACGUGAGGAUGGCAAAAAUGCCGUCGAGAGUGUGCCCACAGAUGUUUCUGACUCCUCUGAUUCCGAAGAAAACAAUUUACCAUUUGUGCCCACUACAGAGUGCACCUCGACGCAUGAGGGUCGCCAGAUCGUCCACACCAUUCUGCCCAUCAAUGUGGACACCUUAUUCAAUAUGCUGUUCAGCAAGUCGAAAUUCAUAACUGACUUCCAUGCGAUGCGCAAGUCGACGGAUCUGGUAUUGGGCGAAUGGACCAGGAACGAGGAGGGUCUCCUAGGGCGCACCGUCAACGUAACCGUUCAAUUGGCCGCCUCUGUGGGACCCAAGACAUCAAAGGUAACCGAGUAUCAGGUGCAGCGGGAGUGCAGCAAGCCGGGCGAACUGUAUUCCAUAGACGUAAAUAGCAUUAAUGCAGGCAUUCCAUAUGCGGACAGUUUCAGUGUGCUCAUACACUUCUGCCUGGCCAGAACUGUCGAUGAUCACACCAUGCUGUCGAUUCACACCCAGAUCAAGUACAAGAAGUCGAUCUGGGGCGUGGUCAAGGGCUUCAUCGAGAAGAAUACGUGGGCAGGAGUGGAGGACUUCUUUGGCGCCCAAUUGCAUGCCCUCCAGAGCGAGACCUGCAUUCCACCGGCCAAGGGAAAGGGACGCAGACCGAGGAGAGGCAUGAAUCAGCAAUCCGUCACCGCCACCGCCACCCCCAUAUCGACAUCCACCGCAAUGGGUGCCAUCCAGCACACAGCAACCACUACGGACAAUGACAGCAUCCAAGAGUCAGCCAAGCGCCAUCUUCAGCAGAACGAGCACCAUCAGCACCAGCACCUGCACAUGCACCAUCAUCAUCACCAUCACCACGGUAGCCAGCAUCAUCACCAGCAUCACCACGAUCCCAGGCACUCGCUAUCCCAUCACCAUCAUCAUCCGCAUCAGCAUCAGCAUCCGCAUCCUCAUUGGCAUCAGCGUAAGGCUAUACUUCCGUCGAGCAGAGGUACCGCCUCCCAAAUCCGCCCCCUGGAGGAGCCAGUUGGCCCGCUCCCGACCGGAGAUCCCCUGGAGGCCCAGAUGCUGGCCACGGGUGUCGUCGCUGGUGCGGCAGUCGGCGCCUCCGCCGGUCAUCCGCUGCUGCUCGAGGGCGGCAAGAAGCAGCAGCAGCAGCAGCAGCUCCACCACCACCAUCAGCACCACCUGCAGCCGCACAAGCACCACAAACAGCAGCAGCAGUUGCACCUGGGCGGUGGCGACGACCAAACACUGGCGACGGGACAGGGGCCACAGGGUCACAGAUUCAGACACAAGGGCUUGUGGUUGUUGGUUAUACUGUUGCUAUGCUUGAUGCUGGCUCUAAAUGUGAUAUUAUUACUUAAGCUCUGGAAGCUGGAGGAACGGAUUGACGUGGAUCUCAACCGGCGGGCCCGCCUGCCCAGUUUGGCGGCCUUGAGUGAGCUACCGAGCACGAAUCAGGAAUGGCUCCAAAUGCUGCGCGACCAGGAAAUGGCGCACGAGAACGAGCUGCACAAGUGGAAACAGGUGCUCCAAACUGCCAUCGAACUGCUGAAAAAGGUGAGCAUUGUCUGCGAAAAGAUCUACAACGAUGGCCAGCUGCGUCAGAGCAUUGAGUCGAUGUCGAUGGCGGUGCACACAGAAUUCUAAGCAUCUCAUUAGACGGUGAAUAACAGCAGCGAACAGCGGCAUCGGCAAAACAACAAGCGACAAUUAAUUGUAAAUCUUUAACACUCACAACCACACACAUGUAUACACGCAGUGCGUUUCAUGAUUGCAAGGCAGCUGUAGAGAAGUAAGGAUAAAGCCGAAAAUUGAAUGAAUUUGCUAGUUAAUAUUGAAUUAAAUUAUAUUUUCACAUGACGUACUUAGUCAGCAGCAAUUUUAUGAUUUUUAUGUUGCCUAACAAGAUCAUAUAAUAAUCGAGUUUGAAUGUAUACCUUUGCAUUUGAUGGUCAGGUUUCUUAUUGAAAUGUAAGAGUGGCGAGUUUUCGAAAUAGGAUUUAACGACCUGAACGUUUUGAAACGCACUGCACUUGCGGGCAUUUGUUACUGAUCUCUUAGUUAGCAAUACACAAAACCCAAAAUUGUUGCAUGAUUUUUUCCUCUGUGGGAGAAAAGUUUUCUCUGGCACCGACUGAAGAGAUAAAUGUUGAAAACUCGUAUAGUCAAAUCCAAGCUUUAACCAUUGAUUUCCGACAUCUAUCUCAACCAGAGUUAACAUUUCUUUAGAGAUAAGUUUUGUAUUCCGUAGAACAAACUCAAAGCCAGCACAUUUGUUUAAAUGCUUUUAUGAACUCUAAACGAAAUUGUAUUGAAAAUCCUUUUGGCCUAUAUGAUAAAUAUAUUGGAAUAUUGAGACCAAUUCCUAAGGCACCACACAAACUCACAACCUUUUUUAUUUUUGUAAGUAAUUUUUUAUUUUUUGUAAACGUGGAAAGUACUCAUUCACUUUCAGCUAACACUUUUUAUGUUUGACUAAUAUGUAUUUUAGUUGCUUCCCUGUAGAACGCUUUUCAUGUGGACAAUAUAAGUUUGCCUUUAACCCGUUUUACUCAAAUACUUUUUGUUUUUCAGACUGAAAGAACUUUGGCUGAAAUCAUUGUACGUUAGCAGUAAAAUAGUUUAAACAACAUGUUGUGCAAGUAAAAUUAAUCCAAUCCAAUUGUCUUCGACAAGCUAGCAAAACACCCAAAGCAAUGUCUUGGGCCAAGAGCAAAGUCACCAAAAAAAUCUGAAAUUGAAUUUAAAAUUCAACUAAAAUUUAGUCACAAACACCCAACACACAUAAGUGAAAUUGAGGACACAAGCCAAUCUGUCAUUUAUACAUUUAACAUAUUUAUGAUUAUGUCUUAACCGUAAGAAAAGCGCAGUGUAAUUUAAAAUAUAAGUAGCUGCAUUUUAGUUAGAUUAGAGCAAUUGUUUUUGUUUUUGUUUUUACCACGGCAUUUACAUAAGUGUAGCACCUCUUUGCUUGGCUUUGCUUUAGACAAAUGUAUCAACAAAUUCCUCAAGUAUUUCAUAUCUCACAACAUACCAAAAACCGAAACAAAUCAAGCGAAAGCGCCCUGAAUUUUUGUUUUAGAAAAUUCAUUUAUAUAUGUGUCGAGCAAGCGCAAAACUGGCAUUCUGCAGAGAACAUGGUUAAUAAUAAACUAUAAUAUAGUUGCCAAUCUUUGGCUAGGGGAAAUUUGAUAAAAAACGAUUAUACAAAAUAUUUAUUGUGUACAAUAUUUUUGUAAAACCAAUCGAAACAAUUGUGAGCAAUGUUUUCGUUCGUUUUGUAUAACGCCUCCUAACUCUUUACCCAAACCAAUUUUUUGCCCGUUUACAGACGAUACCGAUACCAAUACAAAAUUAAAAACGAAAACUUCAAACUAUUCAAUUGAAAGCGAAAGGCAAGAAUAAAACCAAUAAUUGCAUACUCUAUACACACUAUAUAUAUGUACCAUAUGUAUGGCCAAGUAUUGUUAGUCAGUAGUAGUUGCAUUUUAAAUUAACAGAGCAAAGAUAAACAAAGUAAAAGCUAAAGGAAAAACAAGAACUUGUGCGAAUUAAAUGGAAACAGAAAUUAAUACAGAAUACUUAAGAGAAUACAUUUAGUUUUAUGCUAUGAAAAUUUAAACGUUGGCUAAACCCACACUCAAAACAAAAUCUUGUCAAACUAUUUUGGGCCUUCGCAAAAUUGGCUUAAAAUUUGUGUCACAAGUUAGGCUUAAUAAACAGAACAUACAAGAAUAAGAAACCAAAUGUUAAGCCGCAGUAAUAAAAAUUCUAAUUUAUUAUAAAAACAAAUAAAUAAAAAUAAAAAAAAAAUAA
This is a messenger RNA of Drosophila elegans, 6740 nucleotides long. It is a transcript of the gene GramD1B, whose product is annotated as protein Aster-A. Lineage: Eukaryota; Metazoa; Arthropoda; Insecta; Diptera; Drosophilidae. Gene Ontology annotation, cellular component: plasma membrane; endoplasmic reticulum membrane; endoplasmic reticulum-plasma membrane contact site. The record is from RefSeq and is a predicted model, not a curated record. Gene Ontology annotation, molecular function: sterol transfer activity; sterol binding. The coding region runs from base 522 to 4571 and encodes 1349 amino acids. Gene Ontology annotation, biological process: intracellular sterol transport. The transcript has 11 exons.